AUGCGGGAAUGGAAGUCCAUAAGGGAUACCGAAGAGUUCAAAGUACCGUCCCGUGAGUGGAUUCGUAAGAUAGGACACCAGGACUUUUUUGAUUUGGAUCCCGAGGAUCUUCCGGAACCCAGUGAAAAUGAGUAUACUCCAAGCCUUCCACCUGGAGAAUUCGAGGUUCGCGAGGAAGACCCUUUACCCGAACCUGAAGAAGAAGCCGCUGCCCCGACACGAAGAGGUUCUAUGGAUACUGGUGAAGAUGUCCCCUUAGAUGGAGUAAAUGUCCCGGUACCAGAUGAUGGUUUCUUUGGUGACACUGCCUAUUUUCAAGACCAUUUCUGCCAGAGUUACCGCUGGGAAAUUGAUAUCACUCCCUCAUGUGAUGUGGACAAAGACCAAUUUGACUCGCCAGAUGCAUAUAUCUUGGCAGCCGUGAAUGAAAGAAAGAAGAAAUCGGAAGUAAGAUUGAAGGAACUAUCACAGGAUGAUCAAAAACUAUUCGCGGUGGCCAAGCACAAAGAACUCAAGGCGUGGUUGCACCAUCGAACAAUACGGAAAGUUGCACAAGGCAAGAUUCCAGAGCACGCCAUAAUGCGCUGCAGGUGGCUCUUUGUUUGGAAAAGUCCUAAUGGUAGUGAGGACCCUUCUGAACUUUCGAAGGAUGGCAAGAAGGCCAAGGCAAGGUUGAUAGUGAUCGGAUAUGAAGACCCAAACAUCGAUGAGGUGGUAAAUGAUGCACCAACGCUAUCCAAGGACGGGCGUAUGGUUGUGUUACAAGGGGUUGCGAGCCACCAGUGGCCAUUGAUUUCUUUUGACAUCUCAACUGCUUUCCUACACGGGAAAGGAGAUGGCCGACCUCUUGGACUCGUUCCGACUCCAGAGAUGCGUGACGCUCUGGAAAUGACAGAGACGGACCAGAUACAACUAGAUGGGGGAGCGUAUGGUAGAAUCGACGCACCAUAUCUUUGGUUCUGUGAAUUUCGGGAUGAACUGGUCCGACAGAGGUGCAGACAAUCACCACUUGAUCCUUGUGUGUUCACAUACCAUGUAGAAGGUAGUUUAGAGGGUUGUUUGGGCAUACAUGUUGAUGACGGGAUUGGUGGUGGUGGUCCUAAGUUCAUGGCCAUGUUGAAGAAAGUGGAAGCUCGCUUCAAAUUUGGGGCUUUUGAGACUGGUGAAUUUACUUACACAGGGAUCCGGUUCAAACAAUGGGAUGACUCGUCUAUUGAGUAUGAUCAGAUUGAUUACAUCGAGAAGAUUCCACCAAUUUCUUUAGGAAAGGGACGACGUGACGAUCCGGAAGCCCUGGUGACAGAAGAAGAAAGAACCAGUUUUCGAAGCCUCAUAGGAGCACUCCAAUACUCUGCUGUGCACAGCCGCCCGGACUUGGCUGCGAAAAUAGGGGAAUUGCACAGUGAGGUCACACGAGCUCGUGUAAAACAUUUGCUGUUGGGGAACCGUGUUCUUGCAGAGGCCAAGCAGAACAGAUUGUUGAAGAACGAAAAGGCUGUUGUUGCUCCAGUCGCUUGGUACUCAAAGAAAAUUCCAAGAGUGGUGCGAAGUACUUUAGGAGCCGAAGCUGCAGCUUUGAGCAAUUCCGCAGAUCGUCUUUUGUGGUUGAGAGUGCUGUGGUCGACAUUGUUAGAUCCGGAUUGCAACUGGAAAGAACCAGAGAAACUGCUGGCAGAGAGGAAUCCUGGUGCUCUUGUAACGGACUGCAAAUCGGCCUUUGAUCUUUUGACGCGUACAGCAAUCCCACAGUGCUCCGAACAUCGAACGACGAUUGAGUGCUUACUCAUAAGAGAGAGGCUCCGGAACAACGCUGUGGUAAGAUGGGUCAGUUCCCAGGCUAUGUUAGCAGACUGUCUCACGAAAACUAUGGACAGUAGUGUUCUGAGAGAGUGUCUUCGAACAGGACGUUACGCAUUGAGAGACGAGACCUUUUUGUUGAAGGAAAGACUUAGUGCCAGGGAGAGACUCAAGUGGGUGAAACAAUACCGACAUGAAAAAGACCCAUCUGAAGAAGAUGUAGCUAUGACAAUGAAUGAAGACGGCAAGUACAAGCAUGCACGAGAUUUUUGGCGUAAAGGAGCUAGAGGGGAGAUCAUCCGAGUGCACGUAGUUCCAAGGUUUCAAUUGUUUACUCCUGUGGGGUCCGUGGACUGUCCUGUAGAUCUUAUAAAGCUAGAGGCCUACCGGGACACUUUUCGUGAAGGGGGUACAGGAGAGAGAGACUUCUGGACAGGAACGAAUGCACAUCGGAGGACGACUUUUCCUUGGACGGGCGAGACCGUUUUCUACGAGAAAAGAAGAUUUUAA
Messenger RNA from Durusdinium trenchii, 2307 nucleotides. The record is from the annotation of a GenBank genome assembly. Lineage: Eukaryota; Dinophyceae; Suessiales; Symbiodiniaceae.